Messenger RNA from Homarus americanus (American lobster), 1228 nucleotides. RefSeq names its product adenosine kinase 2-like (gene Adk2). The record is from RefSeq and is a predicted model, not a curated record. Gene Ontology annotation, biological process: purine ribonucleoside salvage. Lineage: Eukaryota; Metazoa; Arthropoda; Malacostraca; Decapoda; Nephropidae. Gene Ontology annotation, cellular component: cytosol; nucleus. The transcript has 8 exons. Gene Ontology annotation, molecular function: adenosine kinase activity. Bases 96 to 1175 code for a protein of 359 amino acids.
UAACUAUGGCUGCACAAGAACUCCUCUCGUCUGACCGCUCGGCAUAAACAGGCGUGUGUGGAUCAUUACGGGUACUCCACAGAUAUUAUUCCAAAAUGAGCACCAAGGAAAAUGCUGACAGUGCAAAGAGGAUUAAGCUUGAUGUUCGGGAAAAUAUACUUUUUGGUAUGGGUAACCCCUUGCUAGAUAUAUGUGUCAACACCAAAGAGGACUUCCUGGAAAAAUAUGGACUGGAGCCAAACAACGCAAUCCUCGCCGAGGAUAAACACCAGCCAAUGUACAAAGAGAUGGCGGAGAUGGACAAUGUAGAGUAUAUCGCUGGUGGAGCCACCCAGAACUCCAUGCGUGUUGCACAGUGGAUAUUGCGGAAGCCCCGUUGUACUACAUUUAUGGGAUCGGUUGGUAAAGACGAAUUCAGUGAAACUUUAGAGAAGAAAGCCAAAGCGGACGGGGUGGAUGUUCGCUACCAGAAACAAGAAGAUCAUCCCACUGGAACUUGUGCAGUUGUAGUGACAAAGAAUGGGAUGUGCAGGUCACUUGUAGCUAACCUUGCUGCUGCCAAUCAUUUUACCAAGUCCCACUUGAACAUUACCGAGAACAUGUCCUUAUUGGAAGCUGCCAAGUUUUAUUACAUCUCUGGUUUCUUCUUGACUGUGUCACCCAAGUCUAUCUUAAUGGUCGGCGAACAUGCGUGUACAAAUAAUAAAAUGUUCUGCAUGAACCUUUCUGCACCAUUCCUUUGUGAAUUCUUCAAGGAGCCUAUGAUGCAAGCUUUCCCUUACAUUGAUGUCCUCUUUAGCAAUGAAACAGAAGCAGCAAAAUUUUCCGAAGUCCAGGGGUUAGGUUCAACAGAUGUUAAGGAGAUCGCUCUCCAGGUUGCAGCACUCCCCAAAAAGAACAAAAAGCGUGAACGUAUUGUUGUAUUUACUCAGGGUGCUGACAAUGUCAUUCUCGCUAAGGAUGGGAAGAUCACAGAGUUUCCAGCAACUAGAUUGUCGGAGGAAAAUUUAAUUGAUACUAACGGUGCCGGUGAUGCUUUUGUUGGAGGUUUCUUAUCGCAGUUGGUCCAAUCCAAGAGCAUAGAUGCCUGUGUCAAGUGUGGUAUCUGGGCAGCCACGAAGAUCAUCCAGAGACCAGGCUGUAGUUUUUCACCAGAUGUUCAAUACCGUGACUAAGGAAACAUUCUCCUAACCCAAUAAAUUUUUCUCUGCUUUUGCAUCAAUCGAAA